Messenger RNA from Oppia nitens, 2814 nucleotides. RefSeq names its product putative leucine-rich repeat-containing protein DDB_G0290503. The transcript has 3 exons. Bases 156 to 2660 code for a protein of 834 amino acids. NCBI's taxonomy places the organism in Eukaryota, Metazoa, Arthropoda, Arachnida, Sarcoptiformes, Oppiidae. The record is from RefSeq and is a predicted model, not a curated record.
UUUUUAUGUUUGAUUAUUACGUAAGACUCAGUCAAUACAAUACAAUAACAACAAACCAAACAAAACAAUCAAUAAAUUAGUAAAUCGUUGUAUCAAAUGAUGUGCUGAUUAUAAUAGUGUCUUCAUUGUUGUCAUCGCAAGUGAUUUGCCAUCAGAUGGAUGACCACAACAUUGAUAACAUGGCGUCUCUUCAAUUGCUGACAUCGGACGACUUGACGAUGGACUCGGCGGACAAGUUAUCGACAUUUGAUUUGCAAUUGAAUAAACUAUUGUCCGCUAAACAAGAGUUGGUCACCACUUAUAAGUCGGAAAAGGAAUUGAUUGUCAAGAAAUAUGAAGACACUGUCAACAGUUUGAGACAAGAGUUGAUCUCAAAAGAAAAACUACUGAAACAAACUAUCAAUGAGUUGACAAACGAUAAGAUUAAGUUAGAGGAGAAGUAUCGACAAGAGGUCGAUGGGGUGACCACUCAGUUACAAGACUUAAGAUGUGAUUUGACUGUUAAUAAACAAUCUGUAAGUGAUCUGCAAUCAGUGGUCACUCAAAAAGAUACAAAACUUGUUGAAUUGGAGACAGAGUUAACCAAAUGUUUAAAUGAUAGCAAUUUGAAGACUAAUGAGUUGGAGAAGCAGUUGACUGAAGUGAACAAUAGUUUAACUGAGAUUAAGAAGAGUCGUGAGUUAGCACACAAUGAAAUUAAUUCAUUGAAAAGUCAAUUAACUUCCUUGGAGUUGGAGAAGAGCUCAUUGAAUACAUCGCUUUCAAUGUCCAACGAGAAGAACCAGAGUUUGGAUACGAAAUGUGAUUCAUUACAGUCUGAGAAUCAAAGACUUAAACAAAAGAUUGAUUUCGACCAUAAAUCUAAACAGGAAAAUAUGGAAACUAUUAAAUCAUUGACCACUUCGAUCAAUGACAACCAAAAGGAAAUAUCACGACUACAGAAAAGUUGGUCUGAAUUGGAAAAGUCAAGGAUCAGUGAAAUUACUUCAUUGAAACAAGAGUUGAGUGUCAAAGAUCAACAAUAUAAGGAACAAAUUAAUAAAUUGACAAAUGAAAGCAAUGUUUCACAUAAGAAAACUGUCAAUGAUAUCAACGCUUUGCUUAAGAAGUUACAAGAAGCUGAUGAAGAAUUUCAUCGAUUUAAAGACAAUGCAGAAAAAGAUAAUCAAACUUUGGAAUUGAUUGUCUCUAAGAAGGAUGAGAUGAUUCUUAAUUUAGAAGCAGAGAAAACUCGAAUUGAAACCGAAUUGACUAAUAAAGUCAUAGAUUUGACCAAAGAGUUGGAGGAUUAUAAUCACAAUAUGUCUGAUAUUAGUUCAAAACAAGACAAAGCAUUGAGUCAAUUGUCACAAACGAGGGCUCAAUUAAAAACAGUUGUUAAUGAAAAAGAGGUCUUAAAGACAUCGUUAGUAAAUGCGAAUGAAAAAUGUUAUUCUCUUGAGUUUCAAAUUGAUUCACUUAAUAGUGAAAUUGAAAAAUACAAACAAUUACUGGAAAAUGAAUCAAAAAACAAGAAGGAAAAGAGCCAAUUGAUGGAAACCAUUAGUGACUCACUGGAAGAAAGACAAAAAGAGAUCGAAAGGUUGAACAAAACAAUUAAAGAAGUAGAUGUCAGUCGUCAUGAAUUGGAAGAAUCUAGGAGUGAAAUAAUGAGAGACUGCGAUGAACUGAGAACAACAAUGAUGGACAUCGAGAAGUCACGAAUGGAAAUGAGACGUGAGAUCAAUGAAUUAAAAUCUAUUAAUACUUCCAUUGAAAAUAAAUUGAAAGCAAAAGAAAGCGAAAUAUCUGAAUAUAAGAGACGAAUGGAUCAACUGAAAAAGGAAAAAGACUUUUUAAAGGAUUCACUCGAAAAUUCGAGUAAAUCGUUGACACAAUUGAAAGACAUAAACAAGAAUCUCUCUCAACAUAGCAGACAACUAUCAGCACAAAUAGCACUUAACGAAAGUGAAAGGCGAGAGUUUGAAAGAAAAUUGAAUUCAACAUCAAAUUUAAUCACCGAUCGGGACAGUAAUGUGUCGUUACUAAAGAAAGACAAUGAAUUACUUAAAGAACAAAUAAGUAAAUUGGAAAAAGAAAAGAAACGAUUAGAAAGAAGUUACGCUUUGAUGGAAAAAGAAAGACAUACUUUGAAGAAUAAUUUAGAUGAUAUCCAGAGGAAGAGUAAUGAAACAUCUGACACUACACAGAACGAUAUGAUUUUAAAUGAAGCCAAUGUUGUGGCACAGGGUUUAACAGCACUGGAGCUCAAGAAUUAUGACUUACGGCGAAAAAUUCAAGAUUUGCAAACACGAAUGCUUGAAGAAUCCGAUGGUCUUAAUGGAAAUGAUAUGUCUUUGAAUGGCAAUGCUUUCGAUGAAUUAGACAAACUUAGGUUCGCUCAGAAACAGGCAGAAGAACUUAUUGAGAGAAAAGACUUUUCUACCAAACAUUUCGCUAAUUUUGAAAAAGAGUUAAGUCGUUUAUCGAUGAGUCCCAGUUUGACGACAACCCCUCCGCGCUUUAAAGAACCGCCUUUUCGAUCACAAUCUGUCUCUAAGAUGAACACAAUUGGCAAAUAUAAUGCAUUUACCAAAACAACUGAAACCUCAACACCUUUGCCAACAUUUUCAUCGACACCGGGUUUAAGUAAUGUUAAAAGAAAAUUGAAUUAUAAAUGAAACCGAAACCUUGAAAAAUAAUCAGAUUUCUAGUCUUAUUUUGUUAACAUUUUGUAUUUUUUACUUUUUAUUAUUUUUUAAUCAUUCACAGCAUUUACCUCUAUAUGCCAUUUGACUUAAUUUAAUUUGCCAUAAAUAUUAAUAUUCAAUAAUU